GAUCAACGAAACAGAAAAAGAGGGAUCAGAAUUCAAUCAAUUUGCGGUGCAUUAUACACAUACAUAAAUACACACAUCUGUUUCUAUAGGUUGAGAUACAGUUAUAGAGAUACACCGAAAUGGGGACAUCACCGGCGCUAGCGCCGGGACUGUCAAGGAAGCUGAAGAAGGUGUUGGAGACUCGUACCGAUAGUCCCGAUCUGUUGGCGUCGCUUAACACACUCUCUAGUUUUUAUUCCGAAAAUACCCCUCACGGUCGGCGGAACCUCCGAUCGACCAUCGAGAAGCGAGCUCUGGCCAUCAACCAGGAGUACCUUCAAGCCUCCGAUGCUGCACGAAAGGCGCUGGAUCGGGUGGAAGAGGAGGUCAAUGCGCUCGCUGAAUGCUGUGACAAAAUUGCUAGGGCGUUAAGCAGUUGUAAUGCUACAACAGGAGAUAUUAUAAGUACCACGGAAAGGCUGAAACAGGAACUUGAAGUGACUACACAGAAACAAGAGAUCGCAUCUUGCUUCGUUCGUGAUUAUCAGCUUUCCAAUGAAGAGAUAAAUGCUCUGAGAGAAGAAGAUCUGAGUGAGAACUUCUUCAAGGCUCUUUCUCAUGUUCAAGAAAUACAUGCAAAUUGCAAAGUGCUGCUCAGGACACAUCACCAGCGUGCAGGUUUGGAACUUAUGGAUGUAAUGGCUGUGUACCAAGAAGGAGCCUAUGAGCGCCUCUGCAGGUGGGUUCAAACUGAGUGUAGGAGAUUGGGUGACACCGAUAAUCCUGAGGUUAGUGAACUUCUGAAAACAGCAGUUCGCUGCCUCAAAGAAAGGCCUGUCCUUUUCAAGUACUGUGCGGAAGAGGUAGCAAAUAUGAGACAUAAUGCAUUGUUUAGAAGGUUUAUAAGCGCGCUUACACGUGGGGGACCUGGUGGAUUACCCAGACCAAUCGAAGUGCAUGCUCAUGAUCCCUUACGAUAUGUAGGUGACAUGCUUGGGUGGCUUCAUCAGGCAUUAGCAUCUGAAAGAGAACUUGUCCUCGUGUUACUUGAUCCGGAUGCAGUUGUAGAUACUGGACCAACUGCACGUAGAUUCUCUAAAGGCUCAGAGAAUGCUUCAGCAAAGGCAGAAUCUGACUUGACAUUUGUGUUAGACAGGAUAUUUGAAGGAGUUUGCCGGCCAUUUAAAGUGAGAGUAGAGCAAGUUUUGCAGUCUCAACCUAACCUUAUAAUCUCAUACAAACUUAAUAUCACCCUGGAGUUCUACAGCUACACCAUAUCCGAGCUGCUAGGAAGAGAAACAGCUCUUUGUAAUACACUUUGGGUAGUCAAGGAUGCCGCUCAGAAAACAUUCUUUGACAUUCUAAAAACUCGAGGAGAGAAGCUUUUACGGUAUCCUCCUCUGGUUUCUGUCGAUCUCUCCCCUCCACCAGCAGUGAGGGAAGGAGUCUCGGUGUUGCUUGAAAUAAUCGAGACCCACGACAGCAUGAUGGUCUCUGCAUCAGGAGAGAAGCCUUCCUUUGAUCCAGUGAUAUCCGCUUUACUGGAUCCUAUAAUUCAGAUGUGUGAAUUAGCAGCAGAGGCGCACAAGUCUAAGGGAGCCAUCCAGACACUAAGAAGAAGUAGAACAAGUUCUGACCCAGGCCAACUCGGUAAAUCAUCUAUAGAUUCUAUCUUGGCAAACGGGAAGUCCACCCCUGUAUCUCAGACUAGUGAAACACCCUCCAAGAUUUUUCUCCUCAAUUGCUUGUGUGCCAUCCAACAACCAUUAUUAGGACAUGAGGUUGCGUCUGAAUACGUGCAGAAGCUUGGAACGAUGAUUGAUAGUCACAUGCAUGGUCUUGUGCAAAAAGAAGUCGAUGUCAUUUUAAGAAGAUGCGGCUUGUCAGACAAGAUGCCUCACUUCCACAAUUCGUUAUACAAUGAGGAAGCCCAUGACGCAUUGGCGGAAAUGGAAGGCACUUCUCCUGCCUCUCUUUCAGAAUGUUUGAAGGCUUUCUUCGGGCUUAUUUUGGGGAGUGAAAGUUCCCUGCCAGAAUUUGAGCAGAUGCAGGUUCCCAGACUGCGAUCCGAGGCUGUUGUCCAGGUGGCUAGGUCACUAGCUGCAGCUUAUGAACUAAUUUACAAGGCAAUCAUGGAUCCCAAGAAUCAGUACCCAGAUCCUAAAUCACUAGCAAGACAUCCCCCUGAUCAGAUAAGAACCAUUUUAGGUAUUUGAAGCUGCUCAGACAAACUUUUUGUUUGAGUUCCAGGGGUUGUUGAAACAGAUUUUUUUAUGGGUUUUAUUCUUUGUCAUUGAUAGAUUGGUGGUGCUGUGAAAAUGGAGUGUAUUUUAUAUAAUCGUGCCAUAGACACAAAAAUAUGAAUUCUCCUUGAUUUUUAUGAAAGCCCAUUGGUGGUACUAGCGGUGCAAUUCGGAUGGGUUGGAUGGAUUUAGAGGUUAACUUGGUUCAACCUGAU
Ilex paraguariensis (yerba mate) is the source of this 2437-nucleotide messenger RNA. The record is from the annotation of a GenBank genome assembly. Lineage: Eukaryota; Viridiplantae; Streptophyta; Magnoliopsida; Aquifoliales; Aquifoliaceae.